CCUCGGGUCUCAUAUAUAAAGCUUGACCAUCCGUCACCUAAUUUAUAACCCUUCUUAUCUGGUAUUUGUCGACAUUGUACCCUAUAGAUUUCUUGGCAUCAAAAUAAUCCUACGCCAUGGCUCGCCUCGUGCUCAAGCCAGAAGAAGAGGCCGGCAAGGCCUGGCCGGCCAUCGUCAUCGGUUUUUUCGUAGCCUUCGGUGGCGUCUUAUUCGGUUAUGAUACCGGCACGAUCAGCGGUAUCCUAGCCAUGGACUACUGGCAAAACCUGUUCUCGACGGGCUACGUCAACACGGCAGGUCACAAAGACGUCUCACCCUCUCAAUCGUCCGCUAUCGUGUCGAUCCUGUCAGCGGGUACCUUCUUCGGAGCUUUGGGGUCGCCGCUGUUGGCCGAUACCAUAGGACGACGAUUGGCUCUCAUCGCCUCCUCGUUUGUGUUCAUUUUCGGUGUCAUAUUGCAGACCGCUGCUACGGCCUUGCCUCUGUUCUUGGCUGGCCGAUUCUUCGCCGGUUUUGGUGUUGGUUUAAUUUCCGCUUUGAUUCCCCUAUACCAGAGUGAGACAGCACCGCGAUGGAUUCGAGGUGCCAUCGUAGGCGCGUAUCAAUUCGCCAUCACGAUCGGUCUGCUCUUGGCCGCCAUCGUGGAUUACGCGACCCAGUACCGUCAAGACACCGGCUCUUACCGAAUCCCGAUCGCGGUCCAGUUCGCGUGGGCCAUCAUCCUGAUCGUCGGCAUGCUCAUCCUACCAGAGACGCCGCGAUUCCUGAUCAAGAAGGGCCAGCACGACAACGCCGCCCGCGCGCUAGGCAAGAUUCGCCGGAUCGACGCCAACCACCCCGCGAUCCAGGACGAGCUGCGCGAGAUCGAAGCGAACCACAACUACGAGAUGAGCAUCGGCAAGGCCUCGUACCUCGACUGCUUCCGCGGCCCCAUGCUGAAGCGCCAGCUCACGGGCAUGGGCGUGCAAGCGCUGCAGCAGCUCACCGGUAUCAACUUCAUCUUCUACUACGGAACGCAGUACUUCAAGAACUCGGGCAUCCAGGACGCGUUCACGAUCCAGAUGAUCACGUCGUGCAUCAACGUCGUGUCGACCAUCCCCGGCCUGUGGGCCGUCGACAAGAUCGGCCGUCGCCCGCUGCUCCUCUGGGGCGCCGUCGGCAUGUGCGCGAGCCAGUUUCUUGUGGCUAUGCUCGGGACCCUGACGACGGGCCAGGACGCCAGCGGCAACAUCAUCGUGUACAAUGUGGCCGCGCAGAAGGCGGGCAUCGCCUUCAUCUGCCUGUACAUCUUCUUCUUCGCUAGCACGUGGGGACCGCUCGCGUGGGUCGUCACCGGCGAGAUUUUCCCCCUGAAGACGCGUGCCCGGAGCUUGUCCAUGACCACCGCCACUAACUGGCUACUCAACUGGGCAAUCGCCUACUCGACGCCCUACCUCGUCAACUACGGCGAGGGCUACGCGAACCUGCAGUCCAAGAUCUUCUUCGUCUGGUUCGGCGCCUGCUUCCUCUGCAUCUCCUUCGUCUACUUCUUCAUCUACGAGACGAAAGGGUUCACGCUCGAGGAGGUCGACGAGCUGUACGCCGAGGUCAGCAGCGCGCGCAAGAGCGCCGGAUGGGUCCCCAAGUCGACGUACGCGCAGCGCGAGGGCGGUGGUGUCGUUGAGAGUGCGCAGGGCGAGAAGGGGAGUAGUGGGGCUAGUCACCAUGAGGAGCAUACGGUAUAAGUGUGCUGUGCUUUCGCGCGGCGGUGAUGUUUUGGUUUGUUUGAGCAAAGUUGUCCGGUAUUGGCAUUGGCAUUGGCAAUCUGUUUGGUUUAUAUGUUGAUUAUAGCAUAUAUGACGAGAUCGCAUUUGGGUUUUUGAGAUAUCCCCCGAGAAGCAUUGAGUCGGGUUAGGAGUGGCGGCAUCGUACUACCGGA
Messenger RNA from Annulohypoxylon truncatum, 1918 nucleotides. Its product is annotated as hexose transporter. Bases 117 to 1724 code for a protein of 535 amino acids. Lineage: Eukaryota; Fungi; Ascomycota; Sordariomycetes; Xylariales; Hypoxylaceae. Gene Ontology annotation, biological process: carbohydrate transport; transmembrane transport. The record is from RefSeq and is a predicted model, not a curated record. The transcript is spliced from 4 exons. Gene Ontology annotation, molecular function: carbohydrate:proton symporter activity. Gene Ontology annotation, cellular component: membrane.